AUGACUAAGAAUGUUUGUUUUUCUGCAGCUUUUGUCCCAUUACGUGCAAGUUCCAUUGACAUUCAUCCAAAUGCUCGAUGGCAACAGAAUGGUAUCACUGUAGCUGGAGGAAAUGGAGAAGGCAAUGGAAUCAAUCAACUCUCAAACCCAUUGGGUUUGUAUGUUGAUGAUGAUCAAACAAUCUAUGUUGCUGAUCAAUUGAGUCACCGUAUUGUGGAAUGGCCAUGGGGUGCAACGAGUGGCCAAGUAGUUGCAGGUGGAAAUGGAGAAGGAAGUGGAGAUCAUCAAUUAUCUAACCCAAGAGAUGUGAUUGUUGACAAAGAGAGAGAUAGUCUCAUUAUCUCCGAUAAUUUAAAUAGAAGAGUGGUUCGAUGGUCUCGUCGAAAUGGAACAAGUGGAGAAACAAUCAUCUCCAACAUCGAUUGUGUGGGUUUGACAAUGGAUGAGAAUGGAUCACUUUAUGUCGUUGACUAUGGAAAACAUGAAGUGAGACGAUAUCGAAGAGGAGAAUCGGAAGGAACAGUGGUUGCAGGUGGCAAUGGAAGUGGAAAUCGUCUCGAUCAACUCUCUUACCCACAAUACGUAUUCGUCGAUCGAGAUCAUUCAGUAUAUGUGUCUGAUUUGGGAAAUGAUCGUGUGAUGAAAUGGAUGGAAGGUGAAAAACAAGGCAUUGUCGUGGCUGGUCGUCAAGGACAAGCAAAUGGUCUUAAACAAUUGUAUUAUACUGAAGGAGUCGUUGUCGAUCAAUUGGGCACUGUCUAUGUGGCUGAUUUCGACAAUAAUCGAAUCAUGCGUUGGUCCAAAGGAGCCACACAAGGAAGUGUCAUUGUUGGUGGAAACGGUGGUGGAGAACAAUCGAACCAACUCAAUAGGCCCAUCGGUUUGUCAUUCGAUCGAGACGGCAAUCUCUAUGUCGUCGAUAUGUGGAAUCAUCGAGUACAAAAAUUCAAUAUCGAAUCCAAUAAGUGAAGGACUAGGAAACUCAAAAAAAAAACCUAUUUUAUAUUCUAAGCAUGACAUUUGUAAUACUAACGGACUCACCGUUGGAAUUCUUGGAAUCCUUAAAAAAUUAUAAUAAAAAGGUACUCUAAUAAUAAUAAUAAUAAACAAAAUAUCAUCUAACUCAACCCAGUAUGAACCCACACCGUUUGCAUGUAAGGUUUCCGAAACCUUGGAAUCCUUGAAAAAGUCGAAAUUUCCUAUAUAUUAAAAAUGAAUCAAAAAUCAUUAAGGCCCCCUCCCCCUCAAAAAUCGAUCUCAGCCCAGGUACGUUCAAAUGGGCUGGGAUUUGAAGCAUAUGCUGGGACUGAAGUGAGGAGGCUGUGAUAAAAUUUUCAGCUCGAUACGCUGAUGUUUGACAGAGAUAUGAACCAAAGCAAGGUCAAAAAUAGCUCGUUUUCUGUCUAAGAUUUCUCGGUCCAGACUCUGUCAAUAUAUUUAGAGUUUUUUUUGUGUGAAAGAGCAUCUCAU
Molecule: messenger RNA, 1470 nt
Organism: Rotaria sordida
Lineage: Eukaryota; Metazoa; Rotifera; Eurotatoria; Philodinida; Philodinidae
Source: the annotation of a GenBank genome assembly